Aspergillus tanneri is the source of this 1746-nucleotide messenger RNA. RefSeq names its product putative cell cycle checkpoint protein Rad17 (gene RAD17). Gene Ontology annotation, molecular function: chromatin binding. NCBI's taxonomy places the organism in Eukaryota, Fungi, Ascomycota, Eurotiomycetes, Eurotiales, Aspergillaceae. Gene Ontology annotation, biological process: mitotic DNA replication checkpoint signaling; DNA repair; DNA damage checkpoint signaling. Bases 1 to 1746 code for a protein of 581 amino acids. The transcript is spliced from 3 exons. The record is from RefSeq and is a predicted model, not a curated record.
AUGACUGAUCGUCCGACAAAACGGCAGCGUGCAUUAAACGCCUUUUCGGUGGAUAGUGAAGCCAAAGUCAUUGAAGACAACUCGAGUCGUCACUCCACUUCAGAGCAUAGUCUACCUAUUGGUAAUAAGGGAGUUGGCUCUCAAUUGCAUUUAAAUGCAUCUUCGCAACAACAAACGACUAGACCAUCGGUUGCCGACUCACGGCUGCCCAGCCUCACCGAGUCUACUUUCCCCUCGCUUGAGAAUACGGAGCAUCAAAUGCUACCAGUAAGCAGCACCACAUCAUGCAAAGUUGGCUCUGUGGGAUCUGUUGAUGCAAGGCAAUCUUGCCAAAGUGUGGGCAUGGUUCAUAACUCCCUAUCACCGGCUGGGAGUAUCUCGGAUGGUAGUGAUGGUAUAAUUGACGAUUAUGAUUCCUUCGACGAGUUGUUUAAUGGGUAUUUUUCUGAGGGGAACAUCGCAACGCAGAAUUCGAAUUAUAAACCGCAUCGUCAGCCCCAACCUUCGCAGUCUACCCUGAGAAAGCAUAUGCAUUAUCAAGGGAAAUUUGCAAAGACAACAAAGCGCUUCUUUGUUCCAUCGAAACCUGAUAGUGAGAUCCUUGGCUCCAAUUGUAAACAUGAGGGGAAUGGUGGUAUACCAUGGACGCAGCAGUAUCAACCACUGAAUCUGGAGGAACUGGCUGUCCAUAAGAAAAAAGUAUCUGAUGUGCACAAGUGGCUGCAUGAUGCUUUUACCGGGAGUGACAAUAAAUUACUGGUCCUUCGGGGCCCUGCAGGCAGCGGCAAAACCACGACAAUGUCAUUAUUAUCAAGUACAUUAGGAUUUGACAUCCUUGAAUGGAAGAAUCCUCCAGUUACCCGAUCCCUUGCAAGGGGAUUUGUACCAGCCGCCUUACAUUUCGAUGAGUUUUUAGGACGAUGUCAUAGCUUCAGAGGACUCGAUUUAGAUGAAGUUAUUGAUGCGCCCAGAGCAAAAGGUGUCAAUUCCGGAGCUCGUCGGCGGCGUGUUAUUCUUGUCGAAGAAUUUCCAGCAGUAUUGAAAUCAUAUUCUUCUACCCUGAAUGCUUUCAGAAUAUCGUUACAUCGCUAUCUUGCUAUGACAACAUCAUCCACAUCCAACGCUCUCGGCGAAAACAAGAGUAAUGAGAACCCUGUUUCCCCUAUUGUACUAAUUGUGUCGGAAACACUCCUCAACUCAGGGCCCUCGUCCGAAGCCCUCACAGUUCACCGUUUACUCGGGCCUGAGCUCUAUAAUCAUGCUAGCACAACCGUUAUCGACUUUAAUAGCAUUGCACCAACAUUUAUUUACAAAGCCCUGGAGCAUGUUCUGGAGAAAGAAUCACACCAUUCUAAACGUUAUAAAUUCCCAGGAGCCGCCGUGCUCCGAAGAAUUUCCCAAUCCGGGGAUAUUCGAAGUGCCAUCUCUUCCUUAGAAUUUCUCUGCGUCAAGGGUGAAGGCGUUAAAGAGCGGAAAGAAAUUGCUACAAGAGUCCGGAAAAAGCCCCGGAAUGUUGUGACUCUUACACCAAAAGAGGAAGAGUACUUGAAGUUAAUUUCGCAAAGGGAAUCUAGUUUGGGAUUAUUCCACGCUGUUGGAAAAAUUGUGUACAACAAACGCGAGAACAAAGACAUUGCAGAUGAAGCCGACAGAUUUUCCUCUCCUCCCGACCGUAUGAGCCUCAGUGGUCGAUUAAUGGUGUCUCAAGUUCCUGUCAAUGAGCUUGAUGCCUUGAUGGGUGCAUAG